Hemiscyllium ocellatum (epaulette shark) is the source of this 2334-nucleotide messenger RNA. RefSeq names its product polycystic kidney disease 2-like 1 (gene pkd2l1). Bases 1 to 2334 code for a protein of 777 amino acids. Gene Ontology annotation, cellular component: membrane. Gene Ontology annotation, molecular function: sodium channel activity; calcium-activated potassium channel activity; calcium channel activity. The transcript is spliced from 15 exons. NCBI's taxonomy places the organism in Eukaryota, Metazoa, Chordata, Chondrichthyes, Orectolobiformes, Hemiscylliidae. The record is from RefSeq and is a predicted model, not a curated record. Gene Ontology annotation, biological process: potassium ion transmembrane transport; detection of mechanical stimulus.
AUGAGCUCGGUCCGGGACAACAACCUGAAGCUGCCUAUCCAGGAGGUCCACGAGAUGGACAGUCUGCCGAAUAAGAAAGCUUGGGACAAUGCGGCGUACGAGGGCUCCCCGCCCAGCUCCCCUUUGAAGGUGCAGACCAUCUACAAUCCCAGCUCUUUGCCCAGCAAUCCCUAUGGAUGUGAGGAACCCCCACUGUAUCCCAAGAGUAAAGCUGCGCCAGGAUGCUGCCUGACUAUAGUGAGGGGAAUUCGAGGUUUGUGGGGCACCAAACUGACUGAGAACUUGUCCAGUAAUCCUGAGCUACACAUCAGGAGAACCUUGCGUGAACUGGUAGUUUACAUAGUUUUCCUAGUGGACAUAUGUUUGUUGACCUAUGGAAUGACCAGUUCAAAUGCCUACUACUACACUAAGGUCAUGUCAAACCUCUUCCUGUCGACUGCAGUCGAUUCAGGGGUUACCUUUCAAACCAUACACAGCAUGGCCGACUUCUGGAGCUAUGCACAGGGUCCCUUGCUCAAUGGAUUGUAUUGGACCAAGUGGUACAACGGAGAUUCAUUUUCACAUGGACCUCAUUCGUUUAUUUACUACGAAAACAUUCUUCUGGGGGUCCCCCGUAUCCGGCAGAUCAAAGUGACGAAUAAUUCCUGCGUGGUUCACAAGGACUUUCAAAAAGACAUCAGUGGGUGCUAUGAUGUCUAUACAUCCGACACUGAGAGGAAAUUCUCCAUCAAGAACGAGUCUGCGUGGACAUAUUACUCAGAGUCCGAACUCGGAGGCUCUGCACACUGGGGUAAGCUAACGGUCUACGGUGGUGGAGGCUAUUAUCAAGACCUCAAGACAAAUAUGGUUGAAAGUGCUGCAAUUCUACAAAGCCUUAAGGAGAAUCUCUGGCUGGACAGAGGGACCCGUGCAGUCUUCAUUGAUUUCACCGUUUACAACGCAAACAUUAAUCUCUUCUGUGUUAUAAGGCUUGUUGUAGAAUUCCCGGCUACAGGUGGUGCGAUCCCCUCAUCACAGUUCCGUACAGUGAAACUCAUCCGCUAUGUCAAUAACUGGGAUUAUUUUAUUAUUGGCUGUGAAGUGAUCUUCUGUGUCUUCAUCCUUUACUACAUUGUGGAGGAGAUAUUGGAAAUCAGAAUUCACAAACUGCAAUACAUCAAAUGCAUCUGGAAUUGUUUGGACCUGGUGGUAAUUUUGCUCUCUCUUCUUUCGAUAGGUUUCCACAUUUUCCGUACAAUUAAGGUGAACAUCCUGAUGGGAGCACUGCUGACAGAUCCCGAAUCCUAUGCUGACUUUGAGUUCUUGGCUUUUUGGCAGACACAGUAUAAUAACAUGAAUGCUGUCAACUUGUUUUUUGCUUGGAUUAAGAUCUUCAAGUAUAUUAGUUUUAACAAGACGAUGACCCAGUUAUCUUCAACCUUAGCACGAUGUGCUAAAGAUAUCCUCGGUUUUGCGAUUAUGUUCUUCAUUGUUUUCUUCGCCUAUGCUCAGUUGGGAUAUCUUCUUUUUGGAACUCAAGUGGCGAACUUCAGCACUUUCCUCAAAUGCAUCUUCACUCAGUUUCGAAUAAUCCUUGGUGACUUCAACUUCGAUGAGAUAGAUAAUGCCAACAGAAUCUUGGGUCCAAUUUAUUUUGUCACCUACGUUUUCUUUGUCUUCUUCGUUCUGCUUAACAUGUUCCUGGCGAUUAUAAACGAUACAUAUUCUGAGGUGAAAGCUGAUCUCUCUGUUCAAAAGAGCGAACUCCAGAUUACAGACUUCAUUAAACAGGGAUAUAAUAAAGCUUUGAUGAAAAUGAAGCUGAAGAAGGAGCGAAUAUCUGAUGUGCAAAAGGCUCUUCAGAAUGGAUCCAAAAAGCUGGAUUUUGAGGAUUUCAGAAGCAAUCUAAAGGACCUGGGUCACUCUGAUGAAGAGAUCAAUGAUACUUUCUCGAGAUUUGAUUCUGAUGACAAUAAGAUACUGGACGAGGAAGAGCAGACCCGGAUGCAGAAUGAAUUGGAAGAAAAGAAGAUUGCUCUAAAUGCUGAAAUAGAAAACUUGGGAAAGAAUCUCGGGUGUCCAGACAGCUCACAGACUUUGGCCUAUAUGAAAAACAACAGCAACAAACUAAACAACGGGGUGACAGUCGAGGAUUUCCAGAUGUUGGGGCAUCGUGUUGUUCAGCUGGAACAUUCAGUUAGCAACAUUGUGUUGAAAAUUGAUGCAAUCACUGUUAAAGUUGAGACAAUGGAGAAAAACAAAGACAUGAUGGAAAAGCUGUUCAACAUUUUUCAAAAGUCCUCAUGCAGCCUAUUGGCCACUAGUAAUACCCUGAGUCAGUCUUUGCUGCUGUGA